This is a messenger RNA of Dendronephthya gigantea, 1555 nucleotides long. RefSeq lists its product as uncharacterized. Gene Ontology annotation, biological process: immune response; toll-like receptor signaling pathway. The coding region runs from base 185 to 1480 and encodes 431 amino acids. The transcript has 5 exons. Gene Ontology annotation, molecular function: transmembrane signaling receptor activity. Gene Ontology annotation, cellular component: membrane. The record is from RefSeq and is a predicted model, not a curated record. NCBI's taxonomy places the organism in Eukaryota, Metazoa, Cnidaria, Anthozoa, Malacalcyonacea, Nephtheidae.
UUCGGCAAAGAAGAAAGAAACUAAUCGAUACUUUUGAGUUAAGUUUUGUCGUUCUGCGUUCGUCCUGUUGUGCUCUGAAAGUUUGCCACUACCAGGAAAUCGUUGUGGUUUACGCAAAAUAAUCUAUUUAAAGGGUUUUGACCAGUUUUUAUUAUUAGCAUACGAAUAAGUUCCUGAUUGUACUAUGGAAUGUAUAGUCAGUCUCUCGCGACAUGUAGCCAUGAGUUGUGGUCGCCAGGAGAUUCUCAAAUCGUUUGCUGUAAUUUUGACGGUCAUGUUGGCAGAUGUUACCGUGAUUGGCGGUAAAAUCACGGUCGAUGUGGGGCUGGAAGGCAGCGUUACGGACCACGACGUCAUCGUUGGGUCGAGUAUCAACCUUACAUGCAAGCCUUUGGUGACACCAAAGACAACAUCCUGCAGUAUGCUUUGGCUGAAAAACUCCAAGCGUUUGAAAGAGCGCACAGAAGAUAGUCGAAUACGAUUAUUGUUCGGUGAUCACGUCAGUGACAGCCGUUGCUCCGUGUCGAAACUUGUAAUAAAAAAAUUUAGGUAUAGUGAUGGCGGGAAAUAUGAAUGUGUGGAUAUGAAUUCCAUCAUUGAGUCUCAAACGGAAAACGUGCCGCGAGCUAGUCUUGUUAUCCGUGCAGUGACCUGUUAUCAAGGCUUUUACUGUCCUAAUUCGGGAAGAAAAACCGUUCCAAAACGUUGCCCUAGAGGAACGUUUUCACCAAACAACAACGGGACAUCUAUCGAGGACUGUUUAUCAUGCCCGGAAGACACGAAUGAACGGGAAAGAUGGAUGAAACGGAUGGAAACCAAAACAAUACAAAUGUUUCAAACCAACUGCUAUUCGAGCUUGCUGUCGAAAGACAAAGACGGAACGUCGAAUCUAUCUUCGGGCGUGAAAGCUGUCAUCAUAAUCGCGCCGAUUGUAACUACAUUGCUGAUUGUCGUCGUAGUUCUGUAUAUAUUUCACAGAAGAAAAAUGAUGAAUAAAUAUCGUGACAAAUUGCUCAACCCAUUGAAAGAAGUAAUUUACGAUCCUCCUAAAAUGACACGGUCAAAAGACGUAUUCGUUUGCUACAGUUCCAAGAAUCGUGAAUGGGUCCAUGCCACGCUCUUUCCUAAUCUCAGAUCCCAGGAUUUUAAAGUCUUCAUCGAUUUUGUUGACUUCGAAAUUGGUAAAAGCAUAGACGAGAAUAUAGCGAAUGGGAUUUACGGAAGUAGAAAGACGCUUUUCAUUUUAUCCAAAGACUCUCUAAAGAGCUUAUACGCUCGUAAAGAACUGUACCAUGCUCUUGCAGCAGGUAAAACAGGCCAUCAGGUACUGGUGAUUUUGUACGAGAAGUGCAAAGCUCCAGCGGAAAUUGCAGAUUUUGUAUAUCUGGACUGGACAGACGAGAAGAAUCGAGACAUAUUUUGGGAGAGGCUUUAUAGCGCUAUCCGACGGAAACUACCGAACGAAGUUGUUCAUGUCUAGUUGUUGUACCAAGGAAAAGAAAAGACAUGAACACCAUUUAGAUGCCCAAACUUGUAGAAGAUUGUAAAUAAAUUU